AUGUCCGGUGUAAAACAAGUUAGAAAUAAGAAGUUGCUACCAGAUCUAAGCAAGGAAGGACGAUUCUCUAAAGACAUAGUAUUGUCAACAAAGGAAAAACACGGAGUUCCUACAGGCUCAAGACUUUUUUCACAUCAUACACUAGCCAGCGUAAGAAGACUAAGCUUUUAUCAUCCGCUGGCCAUUCCAGAGGACAGUUUGGAUAUAGUGCUUGCAGCGACAUAUGACCACUCUACAGAACAUUUUGCUGAUAAAGAAGAUUUGUAUCUACAGUGCGAGACUCUUGGUAUCGAAACUUGGAGGAGAUUGAGGAACACGAUCGAUAAGCGACCGCCAGUAGUCAUACCAUUAGGUCACCCAAUGAAGCGCGGCGGCAUCACAGAGAGAAUCUCACCUUUUAGUGUAAAACUCAUGAACUCUGGCGUCCAUUCGUCGCAGACCAACCCCGGUUACAGCAGACAACCAGCUGGAGGGGCUAUUUUCUUCUAC
Iphiclides podalirius (scarce swallowtail) is the source of this 489-nucleotide messenger RNA. The record is from the annotation of a GenBank genome assembly. Lineage: Eukaryota; Metazoa; Arthropoda; Insecta; Lepidoptera; Papilionidae.